Messenger RNA from Bombina bombina (fire-bellied toad), 933 nucleotides. Its product is annotated as olfactory receptor 12D1-like. NCBI's taxonomy places the organism in Eukaryota, Metazoa, Chordata, Amphibia, Anura, Bombinatoridae. The transcript has a single exon. Gene Ontology annotation, cellular component: membrane. Gene Ontology annotation, biological process: G protein-coupled receptor signaling pathway. The record is from RefSeq and is a predicted model, not a curated record. Gene Ontology annotation, molecular function: olfactory receptor activity; G protein-coupled receptor activity. Bases 1 to 933 code for a protein of 310 amino acids.
AUGAAUGUAGAAAAUCAAACGUCAAUCACUCACUUUGUUUUACUCGGUCUGACAGAUGUGGCAGAGGCUCAGUUAACUCUUUUUGCCAUGGUUUCCCUUUUUUAUUUUACAACUUUAAUAGGAAAUAUUUCUAUAUUUAUAAUAAUCAUAUGGGAUAGAAGUCUGCAUAUUCCCAUGUAUUUUUUCUUGUGGAAUCUCUCUAUCCUUGACAUUCUCUAUUCCUCUGUGGCUGUACCCAAGAUGAUCACUGAUUUCCUUGUCUUGGAGAAGAAAAUCUCCUUCGGUGGUUGCAUCUCUCAAAUCCAUUUUUUCCAUUUUUUUGGAAGUACAGAAGUUGUUCUUCUCACAGCAAUGUCUUAUGACAGAUAUGUAGCAUUAAGCAAGCCAUUACGUUACACUAUCAUAAUGAAUAGCAAGGUAUGUUUAGGAUUGGCACUGUUCUCUUGGAUAACAGGAUUUUUCCAUUCUCUGAUACACAGUUAUAUGACAGCAAAACUUCCCUUCUGUGGACCCAAUAUAGUAAAUCACUUCUUCUGUGACGUUAAGCCAUUGUUAACGUUGGCUUGCACGGACACAUCUCUAAAUUUUAAGCUUCUCAAUUUUGUCACAGGUACUUUAGUAACAUCAUGUUUAGUGUUUACACUUUUAUCCUACGCCUUUAUUAGCAAAUGUAUCCUAAAAAUAAAGACAUUAGGAGGAAGAAAAAAUGCACUGUAUACCUGCACUGCACAUCUUACAGUUGUUUUUAUCCACUUUGGGACAGCUAUUUUUAGCUAUCUAAGACCUUCACAACUUGACUCUCUGGAUCAAGACAAAGCUGUUGCAGUUCUUUUUAGUGUUAUAACACCUGCACUGAACCCAAUUAUUUAUACUUUGCGCAACAAGGACAUGAAGAGAGCCAUUAAAAGAUUUAUCAACAGAUUUGAUUUCUAA